Molecule: messenger RNA, 1457 nt
Organism: Trematomus bernacchii (emerald rockcod)
Lineage: Eukaryota; Metazoa; Chordata; Actinopteri; Perciformes; Nototheniidae
Product: CMRF35-like molecule 1
Exons: 6
Coding region: 173-1282 (369 amino acids)
Source: RefSeq, a predicted model, not a curated record
UUACAUACAGUAGAUAUAAUCUUAUUUGCAAAAGGCUGUGCAGUAGUGGAACAUGAUGAAACAUUUAACCACUGCUUAGUCUAUAUUCAAAAAUAGAUUUCAAAUCAAUUUCAAGAUCCAGGAGAGACCAACCAGAGUAAUACAACUGCAGAGCUGACCCUUUUCAUUCAGAAUGAAUACCUUUUAUGCCUUGUUUUUUCUUCUACAUGCUUCUGGGAUAGAGGGAGCAGCAGAGAUCAAUGUAGAGGGAUUCGUGGGGGGAGAUGUCUCAUUCCAGUGUUCUCACAAAUUCGCUUUGAAGAUGACUAAAUACCUCUGCAAUAAUGCAUGUAAAGGAAUUGAAGAUAGACUGGUUACUGUACAGUCUGGUGCAGCAGCCGAGUCGGGAAGGAUCACUCUGGUGGACUCAGGGGCCGGAGCCUUCUCCGUGACCUUCAGACAACUCCAGCUGUCAGACAUGGGGACAUACUGGUGUGCGGUGGAGAGGUUCGGUUUUGACACAUACACUUCAGUACAGCUUACUGUUAAUGAAGGUGUUACAAAUGAGACAAGAACUGUCAAACCUGAACUUUCUCGCACAUGGACAUAUGAGAAUAUGUCCAACUCAACACAGUUAACAUCUGUAAUGGACACCAGUAACCCUGCAAUACUUUCAGCAGCCACCAACAACAGUAAUGGAGGAGAACAGAACGUCAGUACAGGCACCGUUUUGUUUGCUACAGUUGGGACACUAGGCAUGCUCACAAUUGUGAUGCUGGCAUUGAUCAUCAGGAAAUGUAGAGAGAGUUCAAAACCUCAACCACGAGUUGGCUUCAACUGCGGAGACCUCUUCGGUGCAGACAAAAGAAAGCAGGCCAACUGUGAGAACAAUGAAAUUGUUGAGCAAGAGAAGUCGUUGAAGAACACAUCUCAGAGGCUCUCCUGUACUCAGCACCCAAAGAUGGAUCCACCAACGUCUGCUUCCACAGCACCUGACUUUCAUACAUAUGAGAACAUUUGCUGCUCCAAAGGCACUGCACAUUCAAGAUUCUCCCCAGCAAACAACGGAGACGAACAAUACGCCAACACUGUGAUUUACAUCAAACCAUUACCACCUUUAUCUGGAAGAACUGUCAAGGGCUGUCUUAGAAAACCCACAAAUGAACCCACAGAAACUACAAAUGCCAAAGACCAACCUACAGAGAGCUGUACAAGCAAUGCACCCACCUGUCAGUCCCGCGCAGUCACAGAAGUGAGGCCAGGAUCACUUUGGUUUGGGUUGAAUUUAUCAAAAACAGAGUGAGUUAGUGUGAGUAUGAUUGGGAUUUUAAAGUUUUGACAUUAAUAGACAACUGAGCUGUACUUUCUAAUCUGCUUCUAAAGUGUUAACCCACAUUCAUCUUUCAAAUAAAGCUGGUUCUGUCUUUUUAUUAUUUCAGAGACAAACAAAUAAAAAUCAUCUUCAGCCUUUUUGUCCA